Molecule: messenger RNA, 1956 nt
Organism: Drosophila kikkawai
Lineage: Eukaryota; Metazoa; Arthropoda; Insecta; Diptera; Drosophilidae
Gene: alpha4GT1
Product: alpha1,4-galactosyltransferase 1
Biological process (GO): glycosphingolipid biosynthetic process
Molecular function (GO): alpha-1,4-N-acetylgalactosaminyltransferase activity
Source: RefSeq, a predicted model, not a curated record
UUGGUCACACUGUUCAACAAUUGUUGUGGUCUGAUUUUUUGCAAAGCCCGCAUUGGUAAACAUUUUUUCCCCGAGAAAAGGAGUUCUUAUCAGUAAGCGGUGUUUACUUGAACAACGGCAGCGAUGACGGAGUAACCGCCCCUCACAAUCGCCUCGCCAUGAUCCUGCGCGUGCCCAUGUUGCUGGCGCGCUUUCUGCACAAUGGAAGACUGCGCCUGCUGUUCUUAAUCCUGAUCGCACUGCUCAUCUUAGGCAUUACGUUUACCUACAACUGGACAAAUGAGAACCAGCUAUGUUUCAUGGACACAAAGGGAAUGGCGACCCAGUCGCCGGGCGGAGACUUGGAAGCCACUCCGCUGGAGGAUGUGUUGCUGGCAGAGCCGAAGCCCGUGCCCGGACGCAGCAUCUUCUUUCACGAGACCAGCUGCCAGCAGACCGAGAAAAGGCGGUACAAGCUAAUGGAGCUCACCGCCCGCCAGGCCUGCGCAAUCGAGUCCGCGGCGUUGCAUAAUCCGAAUUUCCAGGUGUUUGUCUUGUUCGCCGGCCCCACAUAUCGAAUCUCAAGCAACAAUAGCAAUUCGCAGCCAUUGGUUGAAGCCAUCUUAAGCUACAGCAAUGUGCAUUUGCGACGACUGAAUCUCUGGAGCUACGCUGCCGGCACACCCAUCGAGGAGUGGCUCAAGGACGGGAGCUUGUUUCUCUCAAGCUAUCUGUUCUCGCACAUUUCGGAUUUCCUGCGUUACCUCACGCUCUAUCGCUACGGUGGUCUCUAUCUAGACAUGGAUGUGGUGGUGCUGCGCAACAUGGAGGAGGUUCCGCCGAACUACACAGGUGCCGAGUCCAAUACUCACUUGGCGGCGGGUGUGAUGAGCCUGGCGGCCACAGGUUUUGGCCAUGAGAUCGCCGAGUCGUGCUUGCGUGACUUGCAGCUCAACUUUGACGGCAAGGAUUGGGGCAACAACGGACCCGGAGUAAUAACUCGUGUGGCUCAAAAAAUCUGCGGCACGAAAGACAUACAAGUGAUGCAGGAGGACCACAAGCGCUGCCUGGGAUUCAAGGUAUUCGGACGUGGUGCCUUCUAUGCGGUGCCAUGGAAACAGUGGCGAGACUUCUUCGAGCCCGAAAAGUUGCCGCAGACAAUGGCCCUCACCAAGGACUCCUAUGUGGUGCACGUGUGGAACAAGCAUUCGAGCACGCUGAAGAUCAAGCGCGGCACAAAAAGCGCCUACGCCAAGUACGCCGAACAAAACUGCCCGCGGGCCUAUAAGGCAUCGGGCGAGUAUUUUUAGAAUAAUCAUAGUCCAGUGGUUUUCAUCCGCUGAUUACCAAAGAAUCAUAAUUGCCUGCACAUGGCUUCUUUUUUAAAUUAGGUUUCAGACUUAUUUCUUCUUGUUUUGCCUUUUUUUUUGCAUUCCAAGCGAUAAGCAGCUCGCACAAAGCGCAUUUAACAGCACAGAGUUCUCGAACUCGACUCAGUCAAAUGAAGCUUUUAUUUACUCUUCUUUCGUCUGAUAGCACAACACAUCACAAACUGAUUGGUAGUCAUUUCACUCGAUAAGAUAAGAAUCUAAUAAGGGAAAAAAACGAUCAAAUGAAAACAAAAAUCUCAUCCAGCAAACUAUCAAAAUUAACAUAAGCUUACUACCAAUAUUAAAACGUCUUAGAGUACUCCUAUUAUUCUCCGUGCGCUUGUUUACAGGUGUUGCGAGUCCGACUCAUAAAUGUAUUCCUAGUUAGACUCGAAUAAGUUAAAGGGAAACUUUCCAAUAUCAUCGAAGAAAUGUAUAUAAUGAAGUAUUUUUUGAGAAAUAUUUAACGGUGCAUCACUAGGGUGAAUGAAUACUAACCCAGUCUUUAUAUAGACUUUAAGUUUAUAAUCCAUCCCUCAGAUAUGUUUUGUAAAAGCUUGUUUCCAAAAAACAAAUAAAAUUAGCAUAAGGCUGGUGUAUAAAUAAA